GGAUCAGGAUUUUCCAUAGAUAAGGCUCGUCAGGAAUUCACAAAUGGUGUAAUGGCAGAUAGAAAUGUGCAGGCCGCUGCCACCGCCGCCACAACGGCAGCUGCAGGAGCCGCGUUCCAGCAGGCAACCCAAGGACGUUUCUAA
This is a messenger RNA of Strongylus vulgaris, 144 nucleotides long. NCBI's taxonomy places the organism in Eukaryota, Metazoa, Nematoda, Chromadorea, Rhabditida, Strongylidae. The record is from the annotation of a GenBank genome assembly.